This is a messenger RNA of Carassius auratus (goldfish), 1529 nucleotides long. Its product is annotated as HAUS augmin-like complex subunit 7. Gene Ontology annotation, cellular component: HAUS complex. Gene Ontology annotation, biological process: microtubule organizing center organization; spindle assembly. NCBI's taxonomy places the organism in Eukaryota, Metazoa, Chordata, Actinopteri, Cypriniformes, Cyprinidae. Gene Ontology annotation, molecular function: microtubule minus-end binding. The transcript has 10 exons. The record is from RefSeq and is a predicted model, not a curated record. The coding region runs from base 55 to 1137 and encodes 360 amino acids.
ACGCAGACGCUGAACAACAGUGACGCACAGAGUCAGACUCACAGGAAUAACAACAUGGCGGGGAAUUCAACAGAGCAGCUGCUGUCUAUGCGAGUUUACAACAGCCUUCAGAGUCUGGGCUGUCCUCUGGUGGACGGGCUGUACCUGCGGGAGCCGGACAGUGUGCAGGAGCUCCUCUGCUCUCCUUCAUUACACAGGACUGAUAUCCUCAAGUGGAUUUGCGCCAGCAUUUGUCCAUCCCUAAAGGAGAAGUUUUCCACACUGAAAUCAACUCAGAAUGAGGAUUUAGUUCAAGAACUCACACGGUUUGGUUAUGAAAUGAUGUUAUGUAAAGCUAAUGACCAGGAUUUAAUUAAGGGCCGUGCACCACCUUUGAGGCAACUGCGGUUUCUGGAGCAGAUUCUAAUGGUGAUUCAAGCAGACUCUAGGCAGAACUCAUGCUCGGGUGAUGACAGCGUAAAGAACGAUGAUCUUCUUGGAGAGCUGAUGUCUCAGGACCACUUAUCUGACCUGGAUAUGCUCCUGAAUCCAGUCUGCAAUCCGUGGCCUGCGCAUAUCCGUGAACAUCUAAUACGCACACAGUCAACUCAACACAAAAAAACGAACGGAAACCACAGUAAACCCAGCGAAUUCACAGACAGGAGUGAUCAACAUUCGCGACUAGGAAGUCGUGGAGAAGAAAGCCUGACGGAGGCCAUGGCGCUGCUGAAGUCUACCCAGAGCGCAUUAGACGAGCUCCACAAAGAGUGUGAGUUCCUGCAGUCACAUCCGUCAGGUUCUGCAGCUGUGCUUUCCCCCUGUGCGCUGAAAGUGGCCAUCUCAGACAUGUCUCAGCUCAUGACGGCUUUCGGACACAUCUACAACACAGACUUUAAGGCGUACUGCCAGAGAGCCCCUCCGGCCCUCAACUCUGGUGCUAGUGUUUUUCAGUCUGUACAUCAGCUCCUGCAUGCCUGUAAUACGGAGCUGGAGGCUCUAAAGCAGCUGUCCGAAACCUCGUUGUCUCUCACACAAACAGUGCAACAGCUGCAGACAGACAAGCGGUACUGGUCUAAAGGAGAGAAGCACACGCUGCCCGAACGAUUAGAGGAGCUAAAGAACAGAUAUGUGUCUUUUCUCUCCCUUCACCAAUCAUAACCUCAAGGACUAAGCAGAAAUCUACAACCUUCUUGAGUUUUAAUUGGUAAAAGGCAUGAGGUGUAAAAUGUAGCCAAUCAGACCACUUAUUUACAUGACCAGGACUGUUCCCAUAGCGCUUUGUGAUUUAUAACACCACUAUGCCAUGCACUGUUAAGAUUUAUACUAGAUAUGAAUAACAAAAUGCUGUUUGUGAACUCCGAGAUAUCGAUCAAUAGACAUUCCACUUAUAAAAUUGCCUUCAAGUAUAAUACUCUUAAUCCUCUUUCUUUACAAAAGCCUGUUAUUAGUGUGUAGUAGCACACACAAGUGUAUCUUUAACUGCCAGUGUUUGAUUUCCAGUCAUAUGUAAUGUUUUUUUGUUUUUUAAAUAAAAACUGACCUUAUAGAAA